GCGGGGGCUUACUUUUUGCAACAGGUGGUUUGGGCCUUUUCCUUGGAAGCUUGUAGUAGGAGGAACUAGACUUGCCUUGUCCGGCUCCUGCCCCUGAGUUGGGGUUGGGGUGGGGAGGUGUGGUGUGGUGGGGUCUUAUCUACCUCGGUUCCCAGCCCAAAUCCCCAAACUCCCACCAUCUCCUCUGCCUUUGCUCCCAAGGCUCAGGAGGGGGCUGCUGCCUUUGAUAAGAGCCCUUCUCUUUAUUCCUUGGAGAGAGCCUGGGGGCCCUCCUUCCUUGGGGACCUUGUUGGGGAGCUGGGUGAACCUGGUCUGUGAAGAGUUAAAAGGUGGUCUUUGUGUACCUCUUGGUACCUUUGGGUUGCGAGUGGGAGGGAACUCAGACACUGGGGGUAGGUGGCUCUCAGGGAGCUGCUAGGGGUGCAUCAGGGUGAGGCCUAGAAGGGAAGAAGGAGGAGAGAGGAUGGGAACCUAUAAGAACCCAGGACCCGAAUUCCCAGCCUAGCCAACCCUUGCAGCCACGUCUGCCCUCAAGAGGAAGAGAGGCUCCUUGAGGCCAGCAGGGUUGGGAGAGUUGGGGUGGCCGGAGGCUCUUUUCUACUAGAGCCUUUGGUCCCCCUGCCUCCACCACCCAUCCCUGCUCUGUAGAGCCCCUGGGUGCUAAGUGGCAGGAGCCCUGGGGUGCCCCUCUGGGUAUGGCUGGCUGGGUCACUAACCUCUGUGAUCUGCUUCCUUCCCCUCUAGAUCAUGCGGAUCAAACCUCACCAAGGCCAACACAUAGGAGAGAUGAGCUUCCUACAGCACAGCAAGUGUGAAUGCAGACCAAAGAAAGAUAAAGCAAGGCAAGAAAAAAAAUCAGUUCCAGGAAAGGGAAAGGGGCAAAAACGAAAGCGCAAGAAAUCCCGGUAUAAGCCCUGGAGCGUUCCCUGUGGGCCUUGCUCAGAGAGGAGAAAACAUUUGUUUGUACAAGAUCCGCAGACGUGUAAAUGUUCCUGCAAAAACACAGACUCGCGUUGCAAGGCGAGGCAGCUUGAGUUAAACGAACGUACUUGCAGAUGUGACAAGCCAAGGCGGUGAGCCAGGCUGGAGGAAGGAACCUGCCUCAGAGUUUCGGGAACCCGACCUCUCACCAACAAAGACUGAUACAGAAUGACUGAGACUAACCACGCCGCCACCACACCGUCGCCAUCAACAGAAGUCCUUUAUCCAGAAACCUGAAAUGAAGGAAGAGGGGACUCUGCGCAGAGCACUUUGGGUCCGGAGGGUGAGACUCCGGCAGAAGCAUUCCCGGGCGGGUGACCAAGCACGGUCCCACUUGGAAUUGGAUUUGUCAUUUUAUUUUUCUUGCUGCUAAAUCACCGAGCCCGGAAGAUUAGAGAGUUUUAUUUCUGGGAUUCCUGUAGACACACCCACCCACAUACAUACAUUUAUAUAUAUAUAUAUAUAUAUAUAUAUAUAUUAUAUAUAUAUGAAAAUAAAUAUAUAUAUUUUAUAUAUAUAAAAUAUAUAUAUUCUGUUUUUAAAUUAACUUUGCUAAUGUUAUUGGUGUCUUCACUGGAUGUAUUUGACUGCUGUGGACUUCAGUUGGGAGGAGAAUGUCCCUACCCAGAUGCCGACAGGGAAGAGGAUGGGACAAGAGACUCUGGCAUGUUGUUUUUUUUUUUUUUUGGGGGGGGUCCCUCUUAGGGAAGCCAGGGUCCUCUCCUUUGCCCAGGAUCUUGCAAGGCCAGGGUGUGGGGGCAAAUUUGGCUCAUUUCUGGGGACACCGACAAACCCAGCCCUGGCCCCAAGCCUCUACCUUGAGUCAAACCAACAGAAAACCUAAAGACAGGUACAGGGACAAGGACACUGGUUCUGACCAGGAGUUUGGGGAGCCUCAGGACUGGGUGUGCUUUGUGGCUCCCCAUCAAUGCUGCAAGGGCAUUCUGUCCCCCGGGGGGCACUGCCUGAAGAUGCAGGAGCCGGGGCAGUCUUCACCUACUCUCACCUGCUUCUGAGUCACCCAGGAGGCCACCAAGAGGUGUCCUCAAGAAGAGACAUUGGUGGAAGAAGCGGCCGGUGAUGGCUCCUCCUCCUGGGAUUCCCCUUCUCCUCUCCUCACCCCACAUCCCGGGGUGCAGCCGAGGACCUCAGGUCCUCAGACCAUUGAAACCACUAGUUCUGUCCCCAGGAGACCUGGCUGUGUGUGUGUGUGUGUGUGUGUGUGUGUGUGUGUGUGUGUGAGUGGUUAAUCUUUCCCCUGUCCCCUGACCUGUCCCUUCCUGAGGCUAAGAGAGACCAGGCAGGAUCCACAUGCCCACCACUGAGGCAGAGAAAGAGAAAGUCUUUUAUAUACGGUACUUAUUUAAUAUCCCUUUUUAAUUAGAAAUUAAAACAGUUAAUUUAAUUAAAAGAGUAGGGUUUUUUUUUCAGUAUUCUUGGAUAAUAUUUAAUUUCAACUAUUUAUGAGAUGUAUCUCUUGCUCUUUCUCUCGCUCUUUUUGUAUUGGUUUUUGUGUGUAAAAUCCAUGUUUCCAAUCUCUCUCCCUGAUCGGUGACAGUCACUAGCUUGUCCUGAACAGAUAUUUAAUUUUGCUAACACAGUCCUGCCCUCCCCUGUGCCCUAGUUCCCUACCACACAUUCCUUUGAAAUAAGGUUUCAAUAUACAUUUACAUACUAUAUAUAUAUUUGGCAACUUGUGUUUGUGUGUAUAUAUAUAUAUAUAUAUAUAUAUAUAUAUGUUUAUGUAUAUAUGUGAUUCUGAUAAAAUAGACAUUGCUAUUCUGUUUUUUAUAUGUAAAAACAAAACAAGAAAAAAUAGAGAAUUCUACAUACUAAAUCUCUCUCCUUUUUUAAUUUUAAUAUUUGUUAUCAUUUAUUUAUUGGUGCUACUGUUUAUCCGUAAUAAUUGUGGGGGAAAAAGAUAUUAACAUCACGUCUUUGUCUCUAGUGCAGUUUUUCGAGAUAUUCCGUAGUACAUAUUUAUUUUUAAACAACAACAAAGAAAUACAGAUAUAUCUUAAAAAAAAAAGCAUUUUGUAUUAAAGAAUUUAAUUCUGAU
Urocitellus parryii (Arctic ground squirrel) is the source of this 3040-nucleotide messenger RNA. Lineage: Eukaryota; Metazoa; Chordata; Mammalia; Rodentia; Sciuridae. The record is from RefSeq and is a predicted model, not a curated record.